CCAAGAGUGUGCAGCUGAACUUCAGCAACAAGACAGGAGGAAAAAAAAAAAAAAAAAAAUGCCGUCAAGAUCGACAAGAAAUGCGGGAAGUGCUCGAAAUAAAGAGCAGCAGAGUCAGGAAGUACGACUGCGCAGGAUGCAACUCUUUCUUCAGCACUUUGACAAAGAAGUGCAAAGACGCAUAAAUGAGUUGGAGGUCAAGCUGGAGAACCUGUUGUCCACAGUGGAUCAAGCCUACGAAGUGGAACUGAUGAAGAUGCCUCUUUCUCUACGAAACACACUCGUAGGGGAUUUAAUCCAAAAGGAGAAAAUCUCUGCCAGUGAAAUUUUCAAGAAGAGCGAGUCUUGUGAGACUGCCAGUAGGAAACCAAGUGAAAGAGGUCAUGAUUCUACACCAGUACGGUUCAUGCUUGGGCAAACACCCUCCUCCAAAACAGCAAAGGGAGGAAAAGGGACAAAGACCAGAACGCUGGCUGGCAGUAACGGCACUGGGAAACUCGCGGGCUCUUCAGCCACUGCUAAAAGAACUCGCAGCCACAUUUCAAGCACCAAGACAAGUGAGCAGACCAAACCUAAACUCAGGUCUGUUGUGUCUGCCGGUGAUAUGCACUGUUCAAUGGCACGAUCUGCUGCACACGUCACUGUGACCACAGCACAGGGACAGAUGGUCAGUUUCUCCGAAGAGACCAAACAUGAAAUUAACUGGGACUUGCUGGAUGAUGUGGCAUGGCGCCAGAUCCAGAAGCUUAAGAGUCUAAUGGAACAUCUGUCACAGCAAAGUUCUGCCAUGAGUAAUGAUGCCUGAUCCCCCACCAGCCAGUUUAUAUAUUUAUGUAUACGUUUUGAACGUGUCUUGAUUUGUGUGAAAAUGCAAUAAACUUAUUUUACUUCAUGA
Mugil cephalus (flathead mullet) is the source of this 895-nucleotide messenger RNA. It is a transcript of the gene cdca9, whose product is annotated as cell division cycle associated 9. Gene Ontology annotation, biological process: mitotic sister chromatid segregation. Gene Ontology annotation, cellular component: spindle midzone; chromosome, centromeric region; chromosome passenger complex. The transcript is spliced from 10 exons. The coding region runs from base 59 to 805 and encodes 248 amino acids. Lineage: Eukaryota; Metazoa; Chordata; Actinopteri; Mugiliformes; Mugilidae. The record is from RefSeq and is a predicted model, not a curated record.